AUGAUACCUGGAGACCAAGCAUUGCCCAUUGAACGCCUUGCGCUAUUGGAUUUGGAACAUACGGAUAUUGUAUGCACGGUUAAUGGAAAUAACUUGAAGUCCACGAGGAUUUUUAGCUUGCCAAACAUCCCGAGGAAGAGCGCCCGUUUGGCUGCCUUGGACGGACGCCGCCAUGAACCAAGGUCGCGUGACAAAGAAGACGCAUACGACAACAUCAAAGUCUUAGACCCCAUCACGGGCCUCUAUGGCGCGGUCACACCUCCGAAUUUGCAGAAGAGGCCAACUGUGAAAACUUUGCCAGAAUCCAACAAGAUCAUUUGUGAUCUUGAGACUUACCUCAAUAUUGCUUGCAUCAACAAAGAAGAUACCAUCACCUGUGCACGCAUGAAAAUCAAAGGGAUAUCAUCAUGGUUUCAACCCGAUCAAACAGAGGCCAAGCUGGCCAACAACCCCAACAAAACCAAGGUGGGAGGGCCAGUUCUACUCGUGGUAGAGGAGGAGGACGACUCAAUACCAGAGGUUGUGGUUGAUCUCAAUCAGAUUCAACUCAUGAUGAGCAAAAUCGACACCAAAGCUCACCUCAGCCAAGUUUGA
Puccinia triticina is the source of this 594-nucleotide messenger RNA. RefSeq lists its product as uncharacterized. Bases 1 to 594 code for a protein of 197 amino acids. NCBI's taxonomy places the organism in Eukaryota, Fungi, Basidiomycota, Pucciniomycetes, Pucciniales, Pucciniaceae. The record is from RefSeq and is a predicted model, not a curated record. The transcript has 4 exons.